Molecule: messenger RNA, 351 nt
Organism: Tetrahymena thermophila SB210
Lineage: Eukaryota; Ciliophora; Oligohymenophorea; Hymenostomatida; Tetrahymenidae
Product: transmembrane protein, putative
Exons: 1
Source: RefSeq, a predicted model, not a curated record
AUGGUUGCUAAGAGUUUAAUGUCAUUUGUAACAAUCGGCGCAUUGUUAGUAAUUACUACUUUAUUCACAACUAGAAUCAUUGAAUACGAUGAUAUUACAAAAGCUCAAUGCUUGAAAUUAGUCUCAAAUGACGAAUAACCUGAAUUUGAAUAGUCUUUUAUUGUCUAAAAUAUUUGCAGUUAUCCUAAGGCCUUUUCUUUUUUAUUUGAUAAUGAAGAAGGUGAGAGAAUUUAUGCUGUUACUAGCUGUUUGAAAAAGAACUAAACUGAAUUAAUAAUGAAAUAUUAACAAGGAUUUGAUGUUACAUUUACUGAAAGAGAUUGUAAUAAUUUAACUUAUACUGCUCAUUGA